AAUAAGAACCGUAGUCACAAAAAAGGUGUUCAGCCUUAAAUUUCCAAGUACUGGUUUGAGACCAUCGAACACAGAGAAAAAAUGGAAAACUUGAAUGGAAAGCCUACGAACACUUGGUUCAAUUCAAGUGAAACAGCCGGAAAGGUCAUCACUUGCAGGGCUGCUGUUGUUUAUGGCCCGGGAGAGCCUUUUGUGGUGGAACAAGUACGAGUAGAUCCUCCUCAAAAAAUGGAGGUUCGAAUCAAGAUCCUCUUCACUUCAAUCUGUCAUACCGAUCUCAGCGCUUGGCAAGGCGAGAAUGAAGCUCAGCGAGCAUACCCUCGUAUUCUGGGCCAUGAAGCUUCCGGAAUUGUUGAGAGCGUGGGUGAAGGCGUUAGAGACAUGAAAGAAGGGGACCAUGUCGUUCCUAUAUUCAACGGAGAGUGUGGAGACUGCAUCUACUGCAAGCGCGAGAAAACGAAUAUGUGCGAGAGAUCUGGGGUGAACCCUUUCAAGACCGUGAUGGUGAGCGACGGAAAGAGCAGGUUUUCGACGCUUAAAGACGGGAAACCCAUAUGCCAUUUCCUCAACACCUCCACUUUCAGCGAGUACACGGUGCUCGAGUCCGCAUGCGUCGUCAAGGUUGACCCUGCGGCUCCCCUCAAGAAGAUGACCUUGCUCAGCUGCGGCGUUUCUACCGGAGUUGGAGCUGCAUGGAAUACAGCCGAUGUAAAGGCAGGAUCAAGUGUGGCAAUUUUUGGCUUGGGCGCAGUGGGACUUGCAGUUGCAGAAGGGGCACGAUCACGAGGAGCAUCAAAGAUAAUUGGUGUUGAUGUCAACCCCAACAAAUUCAUCAAAGGCCGAGCAAUGGGAAUCACUGACACUAUAAAUCCAAGGGAUCAGGAGAAGCCAGUGCAUGAGAUUAUCAGGGAAAUGGCAGGAGGAGGCGUGGACUACAGCUUUGAGUGUGCAGGAAAUUUGGAUGUUAUACGGGAGGCUUUCUUGUCUUCCCAUGAGGGCUGGGGAUUGACAGUAGUGUUGGGAAUCCAUCCAACCCCAAGAAUGCUUCCUCUACAUCCAAUGGAGUUGUUUGCUGGUCGCAGUAUAAUCGCAUCGGUCUUUGGAGGCUUCAAAGGGAAGACCCAACUGCCUCAUUUUGCUCAACAAUGCAUGAAGGGGGUGGUGAAUUUGGAUGAGUUUAUCACGCAUGAGCUUCCAUUUGAGAAGAUAAACGAUGCAUUCCAGCUGCUCGUCGAUGGGAUAUCAUUGAGAUGCCUGCUACACCUUUAAGCCUUUCUUACACACUGACAUGAAUGCCAAUAAGCUCCUAUGUCACAUAGCUACAUGAAUGCAGCAGAUUUUACGAAGAGGCUACUAUUUCAAAUUAUAACUAAUGUCAGCACAUUCCUUA
Molecule: messenger RNA, 1390 nt
Organism: Juglans regia (Persian walnut)
Lineage: Eukaryota; Viridiplantae; Streptophyta; Magnoliopsida; Fagales; Juglandaceae
Product: alcohol dehydrogenase-like 4
Exons: 10
Coding region: 82-1269 (395 amino acids)
Biological process (GO): formaldehyde catabolic process
Cellular component (GO): cytosol
Molecular function (GO): S-(hydroxymethyl)glutathione dehydrogenase [NAD(P)+] activity; zinc ion binding
Source: RefSeq, a predicted model, not a curated record